Messenger RNA from Carassius carassius (crucian carp), 1296 nucleotides. RefSeq names its product DNA polymerase beta-like. Lineage: Eukaryota; Metazoa; Chordata; Actinopteri; Cypriniformes; Cyprinidae. Gene Ontology annotation, cellular component: nucleus. The coding region runs from base 1 to 1158 and encodes 385 amino acids. The transcript is spliced from 14 exons. The record is from RefSeq and is a predicted model, not a curated record. Gene Ontology annotation, molecular function: DNA binding; DNA-directed DNA polymerase activity. Gene Ontology annotation, biological process: double-strand break repair via nonhomologous end joining.
AUGGGCGUGGUCCCUAAAACCCUUCCUCCGUGGCUAGGGCUGUGUGCUAAUGCUACUGCUAAAGGCUUUGUCCUGUUGUGUACUCGGCUGUUGUGUAGAAGUGUAAACAACACAUUUAUCCACACAAAUCUUAAAUCACUCUCAACUAUGAGUAAAAGGAAAGCGCCACAGGAAACUCUGAACGAAGGAAUCACAGAUUUUCUCAUAGAGUUGGCCAAUUAUGAGAGAAAUGUCAACAGAGCCAUCCAUAAAUACAAUGCUUAUAGAAAAGCAGCAUCUGUGAUCGCCAAAUACCCUCAAAAGAUCAAAAGUGGAACCGAAGCAAAGAAACUGGAUGGAGUUGGUGCAAAGAUAGCUGAGAAAAUCGAUGAGUUUUUAACGACAGGAAAGCUGCGUAAACUGGAGAAGAUUCGCAAUGAUGACACAAGCUCCUCCAUCAACUUCUUAACCCGAGUGACUGGGAUCGGUCCUGCUGCGGCCAGGAAAUUUUACGAUGAAGGCGUCAGGAACUUAGAAGAUCUGAAGAAGAUCGAACACAAACUCAACCAUCAUCAGCAGAUCGGGUUAAAGUACUUUGAGGAGUUUGAGAAGAGAAUCCCUCGUUCAGAAAUGCAGAAAAUGGAGGCUCUGAUACUGAAGGAGCUGGAUGUGGUGGACCCCGAGUACAUCGGCACCAUCUGCGGCAGCUACAGACGAGGAGCAGAGUCGAGUGGUGAUAUUGAUAUACUCCUGACCCAUCCGGACUUCACCUCUCAGUCUGAGAAACAGCCCAAACUCCUUCAUGCCGUCGUGGAUCAUCUGGAGUCCGUCGGCUUCAUUACCGACACACUUUCUAAAGGAGACACUAAGUUUAUGGGUGUGUGUCAGCUGAAGAAAGAAGAGGAAGAUGAAGAAGAGUAUUUGCACCGCCGUAUUGACAUCAGGCUUAUCCCGAAGGAUCAGUAUUACUGUGGUGUGCUGUACUUCACCGGCAGUGACAUAUUCAACAAGAACAUGAGGACCCGAGCGCUGGAGAAAGGCUUCACUCUCAACGAAUACACCAUCCGUCCCGUGGGCGUCACUGGUGUUGCUGGAGAGCCUCUGCUGGUGGACAGUGAGAAAGACAUCUUUGACUACAUCCAGUGGAAAUACAAGGAACCGAAGGAGCGCAGCGAGUGAAACGAAGACAGACGACAUUCAUCCUGUGUGCUGCUCAUUUAGGUCAUGUUAGAAGAAGUAGAAGAGGCAUUUAAGGAGGCUUUUUAAAGUUAUGAAAGCAGCUACAUAGUAGUAGUUGAUGGUGCUUUUUAAUAAUAA